Molecule: messenger RNA, 1263 nt
Organism: Ruditapes philippinarum (Manila clam)
Lineage: Eukaryota; Metazoa; Mollusca; Bivalvia; Venerida; Veneridae
Product: antistasin-like
Exons: 6
Coding region: 246-1061 (271 amino acids)
Molecular function (GO): serine-type endopeptidase inhibitor activity
Source: RefSeq, a predicted model, not a curated record
AGAUUUAACGGUCGUGAGAUUUAAUCUAAAUACACCUACCAUUUAUAAAACAUUUAUUAACAUGUUGACCAAUAAAAUUCGCCAGCAGCUCGAGGUGUAAACUUUUAACAAACGACUUUAACGUUUCAUUUCAGACGUACAACACCUUAAUUAUGGAUUAAACGCUCUCGAAGAAUAAUAUAUAAAGAAAGGGGACCAUCUAUUUAUUUAUUUGUUCCUUUCGUUGUGUUUUCACUGUUUCAACAAUGAUACGAGCUGGACUUGUUUGCUUGUUUAUUUUCUAUAUUUUAGCCGUGGUAUCGUCCCAGUUUGUUAAUCCUUACGGCAAUGGAUGUCCCCCAUUUAUGUGCCCGCUGCAAUGCAAGUAUGGGUACGCUGUUGACAGUAACGGAUGUAAAAUUUGCAGAUGUUCUGCCACAGUAGAGCCUAUAAUAUACAACGGACCAAUGAAUCCGGGAGGCAACCCUUUCCAUCAGGGGGGAGCGUCAAUGGGCGGGGCAGUAACUCAAAGCCCCUCCUCUUCUUCCUACAAUAAACCUUGCGUGAAUGGCACAACGUGUGAUUUAACAUGUUCAAAUGGGUAUUACAAUGGACCAAAUGGAUGUCAAUUCUGUCUCUGUGCAGCGUCACAGGCUGUUAGCCAACCGACCAACACUUACGUAAACCCAUGUCCUGAUGCUGCCAGCUCGUGUGAUAUGGUUUGUAUGUACGGGUUCGAGACAGAAAGUAGCGGAUGUCAGCGAUGUUCUUGUAGAAACCCACAAAACACCGAAACUACAACUCCAGCACCCCCUGUCACAACCACUUUAUCAGAGGGUGAAUGUCAGCAGAAGAUCACGGAAUGUCAGCUUAAAUAUCCCUUUGGUUUUAUGACAGACGACUCAUGUACAAUGUGUAUUAGCAAAGAUGACAUUUACCCCCCAUUUAUAACUGAAGAACGACAGCCGAUGAUCCGACUUAGCAAUCCGUGUAUUCAAGGUUUCGAUGUUUGCCGAAUAUUCUGUGCGACCGGAUAUCGUACAGGGCCACGCUCGUGCCAGUACUGUGCUUGUAACGGAUAAAUAAAAUCAUGCAGCGCAUAAAUAAAACAUAAAUUGCAUAAAUAAAACAUGAAAUGCAUAAAUUAAACAAUGAGUUAAGAACACGUUGGAUUUUAAUUAGCACUAAUAUUUCUUUAAGUUGUUAAGCGGGCUUAGCAACUUAAGGGAAUUUUUUACUGAAAUGAAAAAAAUGUAAAAAUCUGAUUAAAAUAUUCCAAAUAUA